This is a messenger RNA of Helianthus annuus (common sunflower), 1512 nucleotides long. RefSeq lists its product as uncharacterized. NCBI's taxonomy places the organism in Eukaryota, Viridiplantae, Streptophyta, Magnoliopsida, Asterales, Asteraceae. The transcript has 4 exons. Gene Ontology annotation, molecular function: zinc ion binding; nucleic acid binding. Bases 1 to 1512 code for a protein of 503 amino acids. The record is from RefSeq and is a predicted model, not a curated record.
AUGUCUAAAUCAGAAGAGGUUAACAAUCAUCCAAGGGAGAGAAAUGAUACCACCAGAAUAAACGUAGUUGGUGCAGAUCUUCAAGCAUUGAUUGACAAUGCUGUUACUAGAGCCCUUGACAGACAGUUCAAGGAAUCAAGUGGUACUCGCAGCAGGACCCAAUCUGUACCUCAUACAAAACCACCUUCCAAGACACAUGCAUCUCAUAAAGACGAUUCUCAUCAUUCGUCGAAUCAGAGAAGUAAAGCUUUGGCUUGGUGGAGGUCGCUAAUCCAAGCCACGGGGAAGAUCCCAUUGUAUAACUUGUAUUGGGAUCAAUUCGUUGCACUGAUCAAGGAAAACUUCUGUCCUCAGCAUGAGGUAGAGAAAAUCGAAACCGACUUCCUGACUCUGGUCAUGAAGAACUUGGAUUGUCAGGCGUAUGUUACCAGCUUCAACACCAUGUCCCGAUUGGUUCCUUAUUUGGUCGCACCGGAACCAAAGCGCAUAGCACGUUUUAUUGGAGGUCUAGCUCUAGAAAUCAAGGGAAAUAUGAAGGCUUCCAGACCUACCACAUACAGGUCCGUGGUGGAUCUAUCUCUCUCUCUCACACUAGAUGCAGUCAGAAACAGGUCUGCCAAAGCUUCUGAUGAAGGAAAGCGGAAACGAGAGGAUGCGAAUUCUCAUCGCUCCGAUAAGAAACGGAAGGGGAACUCUGAGCAUAAGAAGGGCUCUGGGUUUAAAAAGGACAACCAGCAGUCAGGUGAAAAACCUAAGUGCAAAACCUGCCAGAAACACCAUUUUGGGAAGUGCAGGCUUGAAUCGCAAUCGCAAUCACAGACGAAGCCUAAAGUUUGUGGGAUCUGCAAAUCGAAAGAGCAUAGAACCUUGGAUUGCAAGAAAUUGAAGGAUGCAACCUGUUAUGUUUGCAAUGAGAAGGGGCACAUAAGGACUAACUGCCCUAAGAACCCAAAGAAGCCCGAAGAGGCUAAGAAGACUAAUGCUCGAGUCUUUCAUAUGAAUGCGCAUGAAGCGGUACAGAAUGACAAUGUUAUAACAGGUACUUUCCUUAUCAAUGAUGUUUAUCCUAGAGUAUUGUUUGAUUCUGGCGCAGACAAGUCUUUCGUAGACAAUAAACUUUGUAAACUGUUAAGUCUGCCUGUUAAAACUCUAAACAUAAAGUAUGAAGUAGAAUUGGCCGAUGGUACCGUAGAGACUGAUUCAACAAUUUUAGAUGGAUGUUUUAUAUCCAUUAGGAAUCACUCUUUUCCGUUGUCUUUGCUUCCGUUGAAAUUAGCAGGAUUCGAUAUAGGAGAUACGCAGUAUGGAUUGCCUAAGCAGGUGUCUGUGCUUAAGGCGUCAAGGUGUUUGAAGAAAGGGUGUGUCAUUUAUAUGGCACAGAAUCAAGCUGAUCAUGAAAAACACCUCCGAUGUAUUCUUGAACUUCUGCAACAAGAAAAGCUUUAUGCUAAGUUCUCUAAAUGUGAGUUCUGGCUCCGAGAAGUCCAGUUUCUUGGGCAUGUAGUGAGUUAG